Messenger RNA from Coregonus sp. 'balchen', 17979 nucleotides. The record is from the annotation of a GenBank genome assembly. Lineage: Eukaryota; Metazoa; Chordata; Actinopteri; Salmoniformes; Salmonidae.
AUGGCUAGGGUGGGGGUAGGCCCACGGAGAGGGAAGUAGAGGAAAGAUAAUUUGACACACAUCUGUGAAGGAACAUCUAAAGCUUUGGUGUUUCAGCUCAACAUUAAGUAUUAUUUAUCAAGAAUAAUGGAACGAAAAUUAUACUUUUUGGAGGUAUUAUCUGGUGCUGAAGUGUUUUUAUCCUCUUUGCAAGGAAACUUGCUUUCAUACUGGUCCCCCGUGGGAAUAGAACCGACAACCCUGGCGUUUCAAGCACCAUGCUCUACCAACUGAGCGACACAGGACCACAUAAUCAAUCAGUAAACCAGCUAGCUGGUUCAUUAGAAAAGCUAAACUAAGAUAUGUGUUGUUGGUUAUUUCAAGCUCAUCUUUCUAAAAAAGAAAACGUUAUUUCAGAGUAUUUAGGCAAGUUAGCUGGCUAACUCAUUGAUCUUGCUUUGUAGUAUACCCCUCUGCUUGAGCCAUUUGCUACUCACCUCCAACCAAAGUGACAUCAUCAGGGCUGGUUCUCAAGAAGAGUUAGCCCAUUUUCUCCACUGUGUGGCAGAGCAGUACUGUAGCAAACAUCUGUUUGGUGUGAAGAAACAAACAGCAAACCAAAAAACAUACAUACUGCUAAGGUAGAGAAUAAUACUCAAACUGUUCUAGACAAAAAAAAAUAGGGAGUGAAUGUUAUAAUAGGGGUUACAUGGAGAAAAUCGGACCUCUGAAAUAGAAAUGGAUGGCCCUCCCUUAAGCAAAAUAUAUUUUACCUAAACCCUCCCUUAGAUAUGCAGUUUUAUAAUUCUUUGUCCUGUUAGCGUUACAUGGCAAUGCAGACAUUUGUAUAGUGCACAGGGCUGCGGGCCAGAAGGUUGUGGGUUCACCGUGGACAAGAGUAGGCGCAGUCGUCUAAGGCAGUGCAUUGCAGUGCUAGCUGUGCCACUAGAGAUCCUGGUUCGAAUCCAGGCUCUGUCGUAGCCGGCUGCGACCGGGAGACCCAUGGGGCGGCGCACAAUUGUCCCAGCGUCGUCCAGGGUAGGGGAGGGAAUGGCCGGCAGGGAUGUACAGUGGGGAAAAAAAGUAUUUAGUCAGCCACCAAUUGUGCAAGUUCUCCCACUUAAAAAGAUGAGAGAGGCCUGUAAUUUUCAUCAUAGGUACACGUCAACUAUGACAGACAAAUUGAAGAAAAAAAAUCCAGAAAAUCACAUUGUAGGAUUUUUUAAUGAAUUUAUUUGCAAAUUAUGGUGGAAAAUAAGUAUUUGGUCACCUACAAACAAGCAAGAUUUCUGGCUCUCACAGACCUGUAACUUCUUCUUUAAGAGGCUCCUCUGUCCUCCACUCGUUACCUGUAUUAAUGGCACCUGUUUGAACUUGUUAUCAGUAUAAAAGACACCUGUCCACAACCUCAAACAGUCACACUCCAAACUCCACUAUGGCCAAGACCAAAGAGCUGUCAAAGGACACCAGAAACAAAAUUAUAGACCUGCACCAGGCUGGGAAGACUGAAUCUGCAAUAGGUAAGCAGCUUGGUUUGAAGAAAUCAACUGUGGGAGCAAUUAUUAGGAAAUGGAAGACAUACAAGACCACUGAUAAUCUCCCUCGAUCUGGGGCUCCACGCAAGAUCUUACCCCGUGGGGUCAAAAUGAUCACAAGAACGGUGAGCAAAAAUCCCAGAACCACACGGGGGGACCUAGUGAAUGACCUGCAGAGAGCUGGGACCAAUGUAACAAAGCCUACCAUCAGUAACACACUACGCCGCCAGGGACUCAAAUCCUGCAGUGCCAGACGUGUCCCCCUGCUUAAGCCAGUACAUGUCCAGGCCCGUCUGAAGUUUGCUAGAGUGCAUUUGGAUGAUCCAGAAGAGGAUUGGGAGAAUGUCAUAUGGUCAGAUGAAACCAAAAUAUAACUUUUUGGUAAAAACUCAACUCGUCGUGUUUGGAGGACAAAGAAUGCUGAGUUGCCUCCAAAGAACACCAUACCUACUGUGAAGCAUGGGGGUGGAAACAUCAUGCUUUGGGGCUGUUUUUCUGCAAAGGGACCAGGACGACUGAUCCGUGUAAAGGAAAGAAUGAAUGGGGCCAUGUAUCGUGAGAUUUUGAGUGAAAACCUCCUUCCAUCAGCAAGGGCAUUGAAGAUGAAACGUGGCUGGGUCUUUCAGCAUGACAAUGAUCCCAAACACACCGCCCGGGCAACGAAGGAGUGGCUUCGUAAGAAGCAUUUCAAGGUCCUGGAGUGGCCUAGCCAGUCUCCAGAUCUCAACCCCAUAGAAAAUCUUUGGAGGGAGUUGAAAGUCUGUGUUGCCCAGCGACAGCCCCAAAACAUCACUGCUCUAGAGGAGAUCUGCAUGGAGGAAUGGGCCAAAAUACCAGCAACAGUGUGUGAAAACCUUGUGAAGACUUACAGAAAACGUUUGACCUGUGUCAUUGUCAACAAAGGGUAUAUAACAAAGUAUUGAGAAACUUUUGUUAUUGACCAAAUACUUAUUUUCCACCAUAAUUUGCAAAUAAAUUAAUUAAAAAUCCUACAAUGUAAUUUUCUGGAUUUUUUUUUCUCAUUUUGUCUGUCAUAGUUGAUGUGUACCUAUGAUGAAAAUUACAGGCCUCUCUCUUCUUUUUAAGUGGGAGAACUUGCACAAUCGGUGGCUAACUAAAUACUUUUUUCCCCCACUGUAGCUCAGUUGGUAGAGCAUGGCGUUUGCAACGCCAGGGUUGUGGAUUCGAUUCCCACGGGGGGUAUGAAAAAAAUAAAAAAAAUAAUGUAUGCACUCACUAACUGGUAUGUCUUAUCAUCGUAUUUGCAGGCUCGAGAAAAAAUGGCCUUUUAUUAAAAUGUCAUGAAAUUCUACUUAAUUUGAACAGAUUUGUUCUAAAAUACCACACAAAUUACUGAAAUUACAGGCUGAAUGGACAGAGAGAUAGGCCUAUGUGUUCAUAUUAUCAUAUUUCUCCAAUGCCAAAUCAGUGUGUCUUGUUUGCAUCGAAACUGUCCCUGUUAAUAAUUAAAUCUGAGACGUCAAUAGGAGUCUGAGCUUGGUACUUUCAAAUGUUAGGCCUACCCAGACAGAGUAGGCCUACCGACGCAGAAAAAUGUAAGCUUUAACUGCUGGCUACUCUUCUUCCGUGGCUUAACCCAACGAGAUAAGGUUACAAGUGUUUCCCUAAAAGCUGUCUGGGUUUAAACAUCUUGUAAUGUACAGAAAGUGAAUAGCUUAAUCAAUUGCUAGUGACAGAAUUAGAUUACUUUCCAAGCAAAGUCUAGUUUUUGUUUCCUUGGCUAUAGAAGGUUGUAGCUCAGCCUCUGAAUGUCAAAGAAACUAAACAAUGAUAUUCCCAUAUGCAUCAGAGUCACGUCUUUCCUGGGUAUUUUACAGCUUGUUUCCAGCAUAAAGCAUCGCGGACCAAAGCGCUGUUAUAGAUCACUUUAUAUAAUUGGAUCCGUUUCAUUUUCUUCAAUAUCUUAAGAUAACAAGGGGUAGGCCUCUGUUUUUUGCCCUUUCUUUAAUAAAAGGUAGGCCUAUGGCAUACCCUCUCAUACCCCCUCAAUUUGAGUCUUGGAUUUAACUUAACAGCCCUUCACUGACACAGAGGUAGGCUAUUUAAAUAGUGCAUGGUGGGUGGAGGAAUUGACUGACAAAUCUAUGGACGUAGCAGCCUAUAGCCUAAUUUCGUCUGUCAAACAGGUAGGCCUACCUCUUCUUUCUUAAAUAGGAAGAAAUAGGCUCCAACAUAAAGCCCUCUUGUUAUUAGUAAAGUAAAUUUAAAUGAAGAUGGUUUAAAUGAAUUAUGCAGUUAUUGAUUGUGCCGCGAUGCUUCUUCAAGUUUCAGCACCACAAUGUAAGUUACUCGAAUCUGGCUUAUUGUGAGGUCAAUAACUCUGAUAAAUACAUCAUGGGUAAGAAACAUAUUGUUUUUCAUAUUAUCAAUUAUAGUAAUAGCAGCAAGCUACAAAGUUGAUCUCCGGUCCUCCUCAUCUUCGCGCUCUCCUUCUCAAACUGAACAGAACAUAUGCUAUAGGCUAGUCCGCACGCAAUAUUUUUUUUGGGAAGAAGCCGUUGACUCCUCCUGAACUGCUACCUUAGGCACAGCCAUUGGUUAGGCAGCACACAAAAAAGUUUUUGAUCAGCAUGAGCAGAGCAGGCCGGGGCUCAGGAUUAGAAUAUCCAUUGCCGUGUGUAAUGCAGCCUAGUUUUAUUUCACCAUCCCAGUAGAUAUCUUAGAAGUAUAACUUUGCUCUGCACUUCAUAGGCUAUGGAUAACUUAAUUGAGACCACAUUAAAUAGCCUAUAGGCGCACUUGUUAUUGCCCGCCCAGCGGAGAAUCAGAGAUGAGGGGUGGCAUCGAUAUAUAGCCUAAUAAGCAACUCCUUCUAAAACACAGAGAAUUAUAGACAUUCCAUAAAUUACAAAUUACAUGACCCUCCACUGGACUAUAAUACAAAUAUAAAUACUAAACCCUCCCCUUGACCCUCCCUCAUUUUCCUCCAGGUAACCAUUCUGUACAUUUCUAAUCCUCCCUUAGACAAAUACAGUUGCUUAGUUGUUAGCAAUUUGUGAAAGAAAAAAGGAUUGGCCCAAAGUUUUACUACUAUCACUCUUGAAGAUCAAUGGGGAAUCUGUUUCUGCCUUGCUUUUCUAACUCUUGUCUUUUUGUCUCUUUCCCUAACCCACAGGUCCUGCAUGUGGCUGGGCCUGUAGCCAGCGCUGUGUUGAGCACGACCCCCCGAGCCAGGCAGGCUUCUGGGGCCGCUUCCCACAAGCCACACCCAGCCCACUGCUCCCCAGACCUACUGUUCCCUAUGCUAACCCUUCUGAGCAUGUUUUACUAUAUCUGUCUGCGGCGCCGGUCCAGGAGCGGAACUCGGGGUGAGGCGCUGACCAGCAGGCGGGCCGUGGAGUCAGGCCAGCGGGCCACCCUGCCCAUCAGCGUGGAGGUGGAACAGUAUGCCAAAGGUAUGAUCAUUCACCUGCUAUUGUGCCCUUGAGCAAGGCACUUAGUCUAACCCCUUAAAAUAGCUCCAAAUUGGAUUUGUCACAUGCGCCGAAUACAACAGGGGUAGACCUUGCCGUGAAAUGCUUACUUACAAGCCCUUAACCAACAAUGCAGUUCAAGAAAUAGAGUUAAGAAAAUAUUUAGUACAAAAUAAAAUAAAAAGUUACACAAUAAAAUAACAAUAAUGAGGCUAUAUACAGGGGGUACCGGUACCGAGUCAAUGUGCGGGGGUACAGGUUAGUCGGUAAUUUGUACAUGUAGGUAGGGGUAUGCAUAGAUAAUAAACAGCGAGUAGCAGCAGUGUAAAAACAAAGGUGGGUAUCAAUGUAAGGGUGGUAUCAAUGUAAAUAGUCAGAGUGGCCAUUUUAUUAAUUGUUCAGCAGUCUUAUGGCUUGGGGGUAGAAGCUGUUAAGGAGCCUUUUGGACCUAGACUUGGCGCGCCGGUACUUGGGUGACUGGAGUCUUUGACCAUUUUAUGGGCCUUCCUCUGACACCGCCUAGUAUAUAGGUCCUGGAUGGCAGGAAGCUUGGCCCCAGUGAUGUACUGGGCACUACCCUCUGUAGCGCUUUACGGUCGGAUGCCGAGCGGUUGCCAAAUCAGGUGGUAAUGUAGCUGUAGAACAUUUUGAGGAUCUGGGGACACAUGCCAAAUCUUUUCAGUCUCCUGAGGGGGAAAAGGUGUUGUCGUGCCCUCUUCACGACUGUCUUAGUGUGUUUGGACCAUGAUAGUUUGUUGGUGAUGUGGACACCAAGGAACUUGAAACUCUCGACCCUCUCCACUACAGCCCCGUCGAUGUGAAUGCGGGCGUGUUCGGCCCUCCUUUUCCUGUAGUCCACGAUCAUCUCCUUUGUCUUGCUCACAUUGAGGGAGAGGUUGUUGUCCUGGCACCACACUGCCAGGUCUCUGAUCUCCUCCCUAUAGGCUGUCUCAUCGUUGUCUGUGAUCAGGCCUACCACUGUUGUGUCGUCAGCAAACCUAAUGAUGGUGUUGGAGUCGUGCUUGGCCACGCAGUCGUGGGUGAACAGGGAGUACAGGAGGGGACUAAGCACGCACCCCUGAGGGGCCCCCGUGUUGAGGAUCAGUGUGGCAGAUGUUGUAGUCUACCCUUACCACCUGGGGGCAGCCAGUCAGGAAGUCCAGGAUCCAGUUGCAGAGGGAGGUGUUUAGUCCCAGGGUCCUUAGCUUAGUGAUGAGCUUUGUGGGCACUGUGGUGUUGAACGCUGAGCUGUAGUCAAUGAACAGCAUUCUCACAUAGCUGUUCCUUUUGUCCAGGUGGGAAAGGGCAGUGUGGAGUGCGAUUGAGAUUGCGUCAUCUGUGGAUUUGUUGGGGCGGUAUGGGAAUUGGAGUGGGUCUAGGGUUGGUGUUGAUGUGAGCCAUGACCAGCCUUUCAAAGCACGGGGCGGUAGUCAUUUAUGCAGGUUAUCGUUGCUUUCUUGGGCACAGGGACUUUGGUGGUCUGCUUGAAGCAUGUAGGUAUUACAGACUCGGUCAGGGAGAGGUUGAAAAUGUCAGUGAAGACACUUGCCAGUUGGUCCCCGCAUGCUCUGAGUACACAUCCUGGUAAUCCAUCUGGUCCCGCGGCCUUGUGAAUGUUGACCUGUUUAAAGGUCUUGCUCACAUCGGCUACGGAGAGCGUGAUCACACAGUCGUCCGGAACAGCUGAUGCUCUCAUGCAAGCUUCAGUGUUGCUUGCCUCGAAGUGAGCAUAAAAGGCAUUUAGUUCGUCUGGUAGGCUCGCGUCACUGGGCAGCUCGCGGCUGGGUUUCCCUUUGUAGUCCGUAAUAGUUUGCAAGCCCUGCCACAUCCGACGAGCGUUAGAGCCGGUUUAGUAGGAUUCAAUCUUAGUCCUGUAUUGACGCUUUGCCUGUUUGAUGGUUCGUCUGAGGGCAUAGCGGGAUUUCUUAUAAGCGUCCGGAUUAGUGUCCUGCUCCUUGAAAGCGGCAGCUCGAGCCUGUAGCUCGGUGCGGAUGUUGCCUGUAAUCCAUGGCUUCUGGUUGGGAUAUGUACGUACGGUCACUGUGGGGACGACGUCGUCGAUGCACUUAUUGAUGAAGCUGGUGACUGAGGUGGUAUACUUCUCAAUGCCAUUGGAUGAAUCCCAGAACAUAUUCCAGUCUGUGCUGCACUGGAGCUGAAACGGUGUGCUCCUCCCAAAAUGUGUGCUGUGUGCUAUUGUCUGGGGGGGUUGGAAGCAGAUGGACUAACCUUAUCCUAUCCUAUAGAGGUGCUGGACUUCAGCUCCCACUACGGCAGUGAGAACAGCAUGUCGUACACCAUGUGGAACCUGGCCGGCGUGCCCAACGUCUACCCCAGCUCUGGGGACUUCACCCAGACGGCCGUGUUCAGGGCCUACGGGACGUGGUGGGAGCAGUGUGCCAGCGCGCCGCUGCCCUUCCGCCGCACGCCCAAGGCCUUCCACAGCCAGGACUACAUCGAGCUGGCCUUCGAGGAGCCCGUCUACCCCACAGCCGUGGAGGUGCUGGAGACCUACCACCCGGGGGCCAUCGUCCAGAUCAUGGCCUGCUCCCUCAACCCCUUCUCCCAGAACCCUCCCACGGACAUCAGGUAAGGACCAUAGUGGUGGUGUGGGACUCGGGUUGUAGAAAUGUAGUUUGCCAAAUCUUCUAGCAUGAAAUCUCUGCUUUUCGUACAUAGCCACUUUCACACCUUCCCUAUAUACUGUAAAACUUAAAUUAAUAGCCUGGGUGUUUAUUUGCUUCAAUCACUGAACACAACAGGCGCGUAUUAUAAUGAGUCAGGCUUCUAUUUGAGUCAGGCGUCUAUUUCCUUAAUGCAUACAGCUUUUGCUCAAUAACAUUUAGAAAAGACUACCACACUGUUUAUUGUGACCAGUAUAAACAUUAUAAUAACAAAUCCAUCGCAGGUCAGACUUGCAAAGACUAGGCUGCCUAUCAAACACCCCAAUUUCGGCCAUCAGCACCAUGGAGAGUGGUACCGGUAAUCACUGAAGUCGUGUUUUCUUUUUGGUGGCUCCAUGGCUAGCAACGAUGACAGAAUUUUUUACAAAUGUUUUUAAUGCACAUGACCAUAGGAAUAUCAAAGCUGUGUCCAUGGUAACCUCAAGCAAUUCAUUUAGACCCAGCGUUUAUUUGAAACAGGUGUUUAUGAAAAAAACUAUUAAAAGGGACAGGCGGCUAUUUGAGACUUGGCGUUUAAUUGAAGUUUUAGGCAUCAGGAUAUACGAUAAACAGAGCAGAAGCAGCGUGUGUAGAGUCCGUAUGAAUGUGUGAGCAAAUUAAGGCUGUACAAGUGGUCUGAAUUAUUUCAAAAUGUGCUGUACGGGCUGUCCUCACCACCCUCUGUAGUGCCAAGCGAUCGAGGGUGGUGCAGUUGUCAUACCAAGCAAUGAUGCAGCCAGUCAAGAUGCUCUCAAUUGUUGAGUGGAGUUUUACUAUUAAUUAGUUAAUAGACCAAUAAGAAAGAGAGUUCCAAACGUCUCUGCCAAUAACGGCUAGUUUUCAGUUUUCCACUCCCCACUCAGACCAUUCCGACAGUCCUAGCAAAAUUAUUGCUUGAGAAACUGCUCUAGUCUAAGAAGCUUUUUUUUUGUUGACUAUUUUAAUUGAAAACAAUCACGGUAAGUUACUUAAUUGUUACCCAGAAAUGAUUUGAUAUUGUGAUUUAAAAACGGCUGCAUUUAAAGUAAUGCGUGCAUUUUUUUUUUUUUACAUAUGGGUAGUCCUGGGAAUCUAACCCACUAUCCUGGCGAUGCUCUAGCAACUGAGCUACAGAGGACCACAACGAAAUUCAUGUUUGUACUCUGUGGGCUGGUUUCCCGGACACAGAUUAAGCCUAGUCUUGGACUAAGAAGCACUUUCACUUAGAUUCUCCAUUGAGCAAGUUUUAUUUGUUCAGGACUAGGCUUAGUUUGUGAAUGGGAAAACGGCCAUAAGUGAUUGUCUCAGAUUAAAGAGUGGUGUGUGUGUGGGUACCUCUGAGAGGUGUACCUCUGUCUCUGUCUGUCCCCAGGUGGGAGGUGUUGUGGGCUGGGGAGCCCACCAAGGUGCUGACCCCCCAGGCCAGGCAGUUCUCCCCCAGCAUCAAGCAGCUGAGCUUCCCCACCAACUUAAUCCGCGUGGAGGUCAACAGCUCCCUGCUAAAGUACUACACGGAACUGGACGCCGUUGUCCUGCGAGGCCAGAGGGAGAGGCCCAUUCUCUCCCUUUAUAAGAUGCCCAGGAUCGACAUCUGUGACCUGAGUGACAGCGAUGAGGAGUUGUCUGACCCGGGAGCUUCCUUCAGACAGGCCGGGGAUGGCAAGCACAUUAACCUGGGGAAUGGAUACUUCGACAAACUGCCCUACGAGGUGGGGAGAAUACGCUAUUAGACACUCACAUAUACUACAACACUCGUAUAUGGCUGCUGGCUGCAUUUUCUGUCCACUAAAUUUCAGUUUAUGUGACUAAAACAAGCAAGUAUAGUGUAGAGAAUCAUUGUACUAUCUAAACCGCUGUGAGAUAUAUUUUCCAUAACCAAAAACACUGUAUUUUCAGCUGUUUGAAGCUAGUGUACAAAACUGAAAGUAAAAGAUGCAGAAAAGAACACUUAAGAAUGGGAAGCAUAGAAAUAGCGCACAAAGAACAGAUAUAUCGCUUCUUAGACUUGCUUUCAAUGAGAAUGACAGAUCUAUAACACAUGAUAUAGAAGUUCUAUGUGAAUUUGGUCGGGUCGCCCAAAAAGUUACAUAUUGCAGCUUUAAGUGUAAAUAAUAAUAAUAUGCCAUUUAGCAGAAGCUUAUAUCCAAAGCGACUUACAGUCAUGUGCGCAUACAUUUUUACGUAGUCUCAUCUACUGAAAAUGUUUAUGCUUAGGGUAUCUUGGGCAAUUUUUGCACUUUGCGAGGACUUAAUUGGACAAAAGCGGUCUCCCAUAGACCUACACAUACUGGCUUGGACCCAUGGAGAUAUUUGAUAUUAAGCUUACAAAAUAGUAAUUUUCAUGUCAUAAAGAUGUAAUAUUUUCCAAGACGAGCUUAAAAACACCAGCUGUUCUCUUGGUUUGAUGUACUACUCUCCAAACCGCUGCCAUUCACAUCCCACCUCACAACCCGACGUGUGUGUGUGUUUGAAAUACAAUAUAGCUAUUAUCUGCUAGCUGAUACCCUGUUGAACACACAGCGUAUUGUUUAUUCACUGCACACAUACACACCUAUUCUCUCUCUACCUCUGUCUUACUGAGAGAAGCACACAUCCAUAUUGCACAAACCAAGCAGAUUCAUUGCCACACUGAAACUCACUGCUUUGUGUGUGUUCCACAUUUACACAUUUUUAUGUGAUUCUCCUCUGCCUGACAUCAUCCCUUCUGGUUACUUUUUUCUUUCUUGCUUUCCUUGUCUCUCUUUUUCUCCAUUUUGCUUUAUUUCUUUCUCUUUCUCGCUCUCUCUACAUCCUCUCCCACCAUCCUCCCUUCUCUCUUAUUCUCUUUCUGUAAUUCUCCCUCCCUCUCCCCAUGCAGUUGAUCCAGCUGAUAGUCAGCCACCUGACCUUGCCCGACCUGUGUCGCCUGGCCCAGACCUGUAAGCUACUCCACCAGCACUGCUGUGACCCCCUCCAGUACAUCCAGCUGAGCCUGCAGCCAUACUGGGCCCGCCUCAGUGACACCUCCCUGGGGCAGCUGCAGGGUCGCUGCACCCUGCUCCAGAGGCUCAACCUCUCCUGGACUGGCAACCGCGGAGCCCUCACCCUCACUGGCUUCAGCAGGUGAGUUAUUGGGGAUGGGGCUGGCUGGGAGUGGGCUAGAGAGUCUGGACAUUUGUGGUUCAUUGGUCUCUGUCUUCAGAAUGGCAUGUGUGUGCCCAUCACUUCCGUUGAUUUCAGGGUGAGGAACCAUCUUUGGAAAUAUUGGACAAUAAAUUGUGCCUUUCUGUAUUAUAAUUAUGCUCAAAUCUUUAUUCUACUGAGCCAUUUACUUUAUGUUUGUAUACUUACCUUUUAUUAUUUCUUGUUGUUGCAUUGUCGAGAAGGAACCUGCAAGUAAGCAUUUUUUUGUUGGACGGUGUAUACCAUGUGUAUCCCGUACAUACAACUAAUAAAACUUGAAACUGAAACUAACAUGAAGUUGUAAAAUCCUGAACUUCCCUGUUAAUGUUGUGUUACCACGCCACAACACAGGUCUGACUUCCUCCCCCUCUUCCCCCUCAGCUUCAUGAAGGCGUGUGGCGGGAGCCUGGUGUGUCUGGAGCUGUCGUGUUGUCACUUCCUGAGUGAACCGUGUCUGGAGGUCAUCUCCCAGACGUGUCCCGGCUUGCAGGAGCUCAACCUGUCCUCGUGCGACCGCCUCCACCCCCAGGCCUUCACACACAUCUCCAAGCUCACCCACCUGCGCCGGCUAGUGCUCUACCGCACAAAGAUAGAGGUACAGUGCCUUCAGAAAGUACCCCUUGACUUAUUCCAUAUUUUGUUGAGUUACAGCCUGAAAUCAAAAUUGAUUAAAUAAAAAAAAAAAUCACCCAUCUACACACAAUACCCCAUAAUGACAUUGAAUACAUGUUUCUAGAAAUGUUUUGCAAAAUUAUUGAAAAUGAAAUCACCAAAUAUCUAAUUUACAUAAGUAUUCACACCCCUGAGUCAAUACUUUGUAGAAGCACCUUUGGCAACGAUUACAGUUGUGAGUCUUCCUGGGUAAGUCUCUAAGAGCUUGCCACACCUGGAUUGUGCAACAUUUGCCCAUUAUUCUUUUCAAAAUUCUUCAAGCUCUGUCAAAUUGGUUGUUGGUCAUUGCUAGACAACCAUUUUUCAGGUCUUGCCAUAGUUUUUCAAGUAGAUUUAAGUCAAAACUGUAACUCGGCCACUCAGGAACAUUCACUGUCUUCACUGAUUUUGCCUGUGCUUAGCUCCAUUCCAUUUAUUUUUUAUCCUGAAAAACUCCACAGUCCUUAAUGAUUACAAGCAUACCCAUAACAUGAAAAUAUGGAGAGUGGUACUCAGUAAUGUGUUGUACUGGAUUUGCCCUAAACACAACACUUUGUAUUCAGGACAAAAAGUUAAUUGCUUUGCCACAUUUUUUGCAGUAUUACGUUAGUACCUUGUUGCAAACAGGAUGCAUGUUUUAGAAAAUACAAUUCUGUACAAGCUUCCUUAUUUUCACUCUGUCAAUUAGGUUAGUAUUGUGGCGUAACUACAAUGUUGUUGAUCCACCCUCAUUUCUCUCCUAUCACAGCCAUUCAACUCUGUAACUGUUUUAAAGUCACCAUUGGCCUCAUGGUGAAAUGGUUUCCUUCCUCUCCGGCAACUGAAUUAGGAGGGACACCUGUAUCUUUGUAGUGACUGGGUGUAUUGAUACACCAUCCAAAGUGUAAUGAGUAAUUUCACCAUGCUGAAAGGGAUAUUCAGUGUCUGCUUUUUUUUUUACCGAUCUACCAAUAGCGGUGCCCUUCUUGGUGAAAACCUCCCUGGUCUUUGUGGUUGAAUCUGUGUUUGAAAUUCACUGCUCGACUGAGGGACCUUGUAUGUUUGGGGUACAGAGAUGAGGUAGUCAUUCACAUUUUUAAUUGUGAAAGAGGCUUUAUCUAUGUUGGUUGGUGAUACGGAUUUGCACACAUCCUUGCACUUUGAAAAGUGAUGAUGUCGAGGUGAGUGAAAUAAGUAAGCAUCAGAUAAAUGUUUGGUGUUGUUGAUGUUUGAUGCUGUGAAACUUGGGGAAUAGCUCACAGAUUAGCAAGUCCUGUCAUGUCAUGAUAACUUGGUUGGCACAGGCGAGCACAUCAGCGCCAGCGGUGGAGCUCGAAUGAUUGCGCUCUGUCUCAUGGAAAUAGUUGCAGGGUGAACUCUGUAGUUUAGUCUGUCAGGCAAGAAAGCAAGAGUUGAUUGGAGGAGAGAGAGAGAGCGUGUUGCUAACUGUAUCACACAAUUUAUUAUGGAAACCCCUUAUUAGGAAGAGCGUAUGUGAAUGGUUGAGAUAAAGAAGAGGAAGGAAGAGCGAGACAGUGUGAGAGAGAGAUUAUGUUCCUGACUACAAUUGUAUCGUAUUUAUUGCUCCUCUCCUCUCCCUCUGUUACUCUGUUCCGUCUAGGUCAGUGAAGCGAAGGGAGUGAUGUGGAGAGUCAGGGCUCGGCAGUAAAAGGCAGGGAGGAAGAUGAGUUAGAGAUGAUUGGAGGGAUAGAGAUGUGGAGGGGAGAGAGGAAGAGGAGAGUGAAGAGGAGAGAGAGUGGAGGGGAAGAGGAGAGUGAAGAUGAGGGAGAAAAGAGUAGAGGAGGAAGAAGCUGAGGAAGAGGGAGAGCACACCCGAGAGGAGAGCCUACAUUUCCAUGACGUGUGUCUGCCUUAAGUCCCACAAUUCACCCUUGUACCACACAGCCUGGGCCUAAAGUGACAGUGGCAGGGGUUUUGGAGCCGUUUUUAAAAGUGGUAGGAACUUAUAUCAACUCCUGAGUGGCGCAGUGGUCUAAGGCACUGCAUCGCAGUGCUAACUGUGCCACUAGAGAUCCUGGUUCGAAUCCAGGCUCUGUCGCCGCCGGCCGCGACCGGGAGACUCAUGGACGGCGCACAAUUGGCCCAGCGUCGUCCAGGGUAGGGGAGGGAAUGGCCGGCAGGGAUGUAGCUCAGUUGAUAGAGCAUGGCGUUUGCAACGCCAGGGUUGUGGGUUCGAUUCCCACGGGGGGCCAGUAUAAAAAAAAUAUAUAUGUAUUCACUAGAGCUUGUAAUGGAUUACAACAAUAAAAUGGGCGGGGUUGACCAUCUUGACCAACUGAGGAGCUAUUACAAUGUUGGACACACAGGCAGAAAAUGGUGGAAGUAUGUGUUUUUUGUGGGAGCGUACAUUGUGUGGGGGACCCUGCAAAGGCCCCUUCCCAGAAACCACAGGCGCUGGUCCCUGAAGGCAUUAAAAAUGCAGCUUGUGAAUUCACUUUGAUAUGGCUACAGUGGCAGGAAGAGGGGAGCCAAGAGUGUGGCACCAGGGCGUGUGGACCGAGUUGUAACUCAUUUGAAAGCAGGUGAAGUUUGAAGGGCACAAGAGAGGGUGUGUGGUGUGCUUCCGGAGUGGACGCAGGGCAAAGAGUGGGAGAUGUGUAGGAACCUCCUUUUGGUGCUCUACGUGUUCUGUGCCACUUUGUAGCAUGGGGCCGUGCUUCCAGAUGUUCCAUGUUGUAGGCUAAAUGUAAACAUUAAAGUGACAGUGUGAAAUAUGAAUUUGUCCUACAAAUCUUUUGUCUCUGAACAGUUGUUGUAUCUUCUCUCUCUAUCUGUCUCUAUCUAAUCUAAUUGCAUUCACUGAAUUGUUGUCAAAGUAGGCUACUAUUUCUACAUUUUGUGUCAGUCUGUACUAAAUCUUGAGAGAGGUUACCUACAAAAAGCUGGUAGCCUACUGGAGUGAAACGUGCUUUUAUAAGCCCAGUCAUUGCGUAACAAAUAGCAAUUCUAAAUGCAAUCGCAUGUUAACUGUUUUGAUGGCCACGAUUUUAAAAAGAUCUACAAUUUGUAUUUCUCAAUCUCAACUCGUAAUUAAAGCGCGCCUCCCUUUCGCCAUUUAAGUGCAUAGGCUAUAGUCAACGGUAGGCAGACUAUCAGCGCAUCACCCACCACUUUACAAUGUUAGCUUGAGGCAGUAUGAUUGUUUGAAACCUAAACGUUUUACUUUACUUCCAAUAAUGAGGAAGGUUUUACCUUGCUUCAAAGUAGCCUAGCCAAAAUCCAACCAUAGAAAUGUGGAGGCAAUUCUUUUAGAAAGACUUCCUCAUGCCAUUAACCAGCAUUUCUCUCCUGUUCUAUUGAUUUUCAUACAAACUUUCUUUCAUAGUCCAGAAGCCAAAGGAACAAUCCUAGUCAUAUUAUCAACCCAUCCUAGUUGUUGCUAUUAGAUUCUCCCCUCUUUCUACAUUUCUAACAGAGAUUUUAAUCUCUGUCACAUAUGGAACCGCUCGCAUUAGGUGUGCUGUUUAGAACAGUGAUGCUAUUGCUACUUCGGUCCAGUGUGGCUCAAUUGGUAAGAAUGUGGUAAGAGCAUUAUUUAUUUUUGACAGGGAAGUCAUACUGACACUAGGGUCUCUUUUACAGAUGAGCCCUGCAUAAAUACAUCAAACACACAAUAAAAACAUAUUAAGAAAAACAGACACAUUUAUCAACAUAGAGGUCUCCGAUCAAUACUCUGAACUGACCAACGGGGGACCAGAACAUCUAAUUUCAGAGAGCUCUGUAAGUUGUUCCACAUAAAGGGCGCAAAAAAACUAAAAGCAACUUUACCCAACUGUGUGGAGACCGAAGGGGCGUCCAGUGUUAUCCAAGCCUUAGACCGGGUUUGGUAAUUUGUAAGUCUAAAUUGAAUUAAUGAUGAUAGAUACAUAGGACGUUUCUGUAUGAGUGCUUUGUAGAUAAACACAAGAAAAUGCUGCUCUCUCCUUACAUACAAAGAGGCCCAACCCACGUUUUGAUACAAAACACAAUGGUAAGUUCUAUAACCAUCACCAAAAUAAACCUAAGGGCACAAUGGAACACAGCAUCUAGUGGUUUAAGUGUAGAUGCUGCUGCAUGCAUAUUGAUAAUAUCCCCAUAAUCUAAAAUGGACAUAAAAGUGGCCUGGACAAUUUCCUUCCUAUUAACAAAAGUCAGACAUGCUUUGUUUCUGUUAAAGAAACCAUCCUUGAACUUCAACUGCUUCACCAGCUCAGUGACAUGUUUUUUAAAUGACAGUUUGUCAUCAAGCCAGAUACCAAGAUAUUUGUAGGAAGGAACUCGCUUAAUUUGUGUACCAUUCAAACUAUUAAUUACAAAUUAUUUUAAAUUUGGGUUAUUAGACUUAGAAAAAAGCAUGUUUCGUUUGCAUUUAGCACUAACUUUAGAUCCAAUAGUGACCUCCGCUGUGCUUGAAAAUCAGACUUCAAAUGUGAAAAGGCUUGGCCAACCGAUGGUAGCAAUGGAAUACAACACUGUAUCAUCUGCAUACAAAUGAAUUAUACAUUUUUUACAGCAUUACCAAUGUUAUUUAUAUAGAUUGUAAACAGUAGUGGGCUGAGUAUGAAACGUUUCGGCACCCAUUUAUGUAACUCAAGCAUGAUGCCGACGCCAAGGUUGUGGGUUCAAUUCCCACGGAUCACAUACACAUACUAAAAAUGUAUGCACUCACUGCAUUGAGUGUCAAUUUGGUUAAAAAAACGUUUGCUAAGUAACAUAUAUUGAGACGAUGUUGUAACACGCCUUAUUUUUAGCCUAAUGCAUAUGGGUAUAUUGGUGGUGUAUGGUAGUUGAGUUUCCUGUUCGAUACAUGACCUGUGGAUGGCACCAUUGUGGUUUACGUAGGACUAAUUCUCUACUGUCAUCAUUUGUAAUGAACUCAGAGCUGGGGUCCUUGCGGUGCAUAGCUGUUUUUGCCCAGGCCUGCUACAAAACCUUACAGAGCAUUUCUGAGUGUUGUCAUGUUUCAGCCUUUUUCUAAGGCAGACACCAUACCGUAGUCUUUCCAGUGCAGUGAGGAUGAGGUCUAGGCUUACAGGUUGUUUACUGCAGGCAGACUGAGCAAGCUGUGUGUGUCUGCAGUGCUACGUGUCAUCCAGCCCUGUUGUCUGUCAUUAAGCUGUCACUGGUAUAAUUAAAUAGUUCUCUGACUGUCUAAAAAGAGACCACCAAACACACACUCUCGAAACACACACAGCAUACACAUUUAGCCAUGCUUGCUAAAGUACACGUCACCCACACUCAAUUGCCAUUGGGUGGCAUGUUGACAGUUCCACAUUGAAAUCUCACCUCUAUCCCUCUCUAGCGAUGGUGGAUAGGUGAUAAGCAAAUGAAGUAUUUUUUUUAUGCAUUGUUUUUUUAAUGUUUUGAAAUGUUAUACUACCCUAAUACUGUUGAGUUGUGUGUGUGUGUGCCAGACCAAGUCAUCUUGGAGAGAUAUUGAAUAACAUGGGUAGACCUGUUAUUGUAAUUUUUGACGUGACACCUUUGAUACACAUUCCUCAGUCUCAUUUUACUGUGUGUGUACAAAAAGGGGUGCAAUCAUAUUUUGGGUCGGUUGAUAGAAACGUAACUCAACUUUGUGACAUUUUCUCUCUCUCUUGCUUUGUUUAUGUUGCUGCAGCAAACAGUCAUGUUGAGCAUCCUAACCUUCUGCAUUGAGCUGAGACACCUCAACCUGGGGAGCUGUGUGAUGGUAAGAUGCCCCCCACAAAUGCACUCACUAUCAUACACUCUUCUCUUGCGCCAGAUAGACAUUCUAGGAUCAGCCUAACCACUCAACUCCUAACCACAACCAAGAAUCAUGACAUUUGAUUCAGUCAUUCGGUGUUAGCUAACAGCCCUAACUGAGGUCACCACCCCUGUGUUCUCCCUCCCUGCAGAUAGAGGACUAUGACGUGGUGGCCAGCAUGCUGGCUGUCCGCUGCCGCUCACUACGCUCCCUGGACCUGUGGCGCUGCAGAAACCUGACGGAGCGUGGCCUGGCUGAGCUGGCUGCAGGGUGCAGACUACUGGAGGAGCUGGACCUGGGCUGGUGCUCCACACUGCAGAGCAGCUCUGGCUGCUUCCAGCACCUGGCCCGCAACCUGCCUUGCCUGAGGAAGCUCUUCCUCACCGCCAACCGCACCGUGUGCGACUCAGACAUCGAGGAGCUGGCUGCCAACUGCCCCGCAUUGCAGCACCUCGACAUACUGGGUGGGUACUACCUCCCCCUUUCUUUCUUAAUCUAUCUCUCUUUCUCUCGGUGUCUCACACAAGUUUAAAUAAAGUAAUCUUAUGUUCAGGCCAGAUAUUUGAAUAUAGUAUUUUACUUGGAGCAUUUAAAACAGUGUUCACUAUUAUUUGUCUGUAAUUGACUAUCUGAUUAAUCUAUGUAUUUCUGAGUGGUCACAUAAAUGUUGCUCACUCGUGAUAUGUUUGUGUUGUUGAUUGACAGGCACCCGGAUGGUAAGCUCCUCCUCCCUCAGGAAGCUGCUGCAGGCGUGUCCUAAGCUCCUCCUUCUGGAUGUGUCCUUCUGCUCGCAGGUGGACGCCCGCAUCGUCCAAGAGCUUUGCGGACUCUUCCCCAACGUGGCCAUCAAGAAGAGCUUUACCCAGUGA